AUGGCGGAUGUGGAUACGAGCUUCAUCGACCUCAGCACCGACCACGACCUCUUCAUGCCAACCCAGGGCCAAAUCCAGCGCAACCGCCUCGAAUGCCUGGACGGAGAGGCCACCGACGUGCAGAAGUACAGCGACGAGGGGGAGGGAGCCUUGCCUUACCUCCAGUACGGCGUGCAAACCCCGAGAUACUGCCCAGACACCUCCGUCGGCAACUUCGAAGACUCCGGCAGCUCGCUCUUCAGUUGCCAACACUACGGGGGUUCUCUGCAAAGCUUCCGGGAGUAUGUUGGAACACCGCCUCUCGCUCAAGGAGAAGGGACUACCGUACCUUCUUUUCCGGAGAUAUCCUUUAUUCCAGGCCUUGCUCCCACCGUGCCCGCCGUCUCUCCCAAACCCGAAAUAAGCUUCGUGCACGAACCCAUUCAGAAAUACAGAUUCAGAUACCUUUCCGAAGAGGGUUCUCAUGGUCAUCUCGCGGCAUCGAACUCUACAGCGAAUCGACACAGCGCUCCUACUAUAGAGGUGAGAAACAUCCCAGGGGACGUGGAGCUCAGACUCGCCUUGUAUACAGCACAGGGGCAAUGUCUGCACAAACUCCUACGGCUCCAUCAGGUAACAGAAGGCAGGGGAGCGCAACGCGGACGAAGAACACUAAACGAUCUGAAAGAAGAAAUGAAAUUCGUCAAAUUAGCGCAGGAUGGACCGCUUGUCGAGCUGCGUGGACUCGGCAUCAUUAAACUGACCAAAGAUGACCUACAGGAGUCUGGGAAGACGUUAGACGAAGCCCAGCGAAUUCACCGUGAGUUCAACCGCCUGGACACGUGCUUGGGCGUCACGGCUUACGUGGGGGAGAGAAAAGUCGCUGGGCCCGUUUUUUCCUCGAAGAUCACGAACUUGAGAUGUGCCUCUCAGCUGAAGAUCACGAGGCGCUCCGUGUUGACGACAUCUGCGGAGGGAGGUCAGGAAAUGUGGUUGCUCACGGACAAGGUCAAGAAAGGAGACAUCGAAGUCCGGAUUACUGACGGCGAAGGCUGGGAUGACAAGUGCACGGGCCUUGAGAUUUUCCAUCAGUUUAUCAUUAUCUGCAGGACCCCAGCAUAUCCUGGCAACCUGGAGGCGUCGGGUCGGACGAUGCACCUGUACUUGUAUCGGAAGUCGGAUCAGGAGUCCAGCGAUUCGUACGACAUAAAAUACGCGCCAGGCAGGGUCGCCGGCGAGUCGUCCACUCAGGUGCCGAACGCGAAGAAAAGGAAAAUCGUGGACAAGGAUGCGGAUUUCGAACUACUGAUGCCACAUCUAGAGCAGAUGCGAGCGCUUCAUCAGAACGACAUGGCAGGCGAGACGCAACCUCUGUUCGUCCCCCAAAUACUCGCUUUGCCACAGGAGUUUAGUCGGUCCCCAACUACUCCGCCGACAUGCCAGGACAGUCCACCAGGGCAUCCGUCUCAACUACGUUCGCCUGCCUCUCAGACAGUUGCGUCUCAGCCACACUUCCGGACAACUCUCCAGGCUUCUCACUUAACACCCGUCACGUCAAGUUAUUCCCUAGACGUCAAUUGGGCAUCGACGCAACCAAACUUGCAGGUGAACAGUCCCAACGGCGCACCAUCAACCAUGCAACCGUCCCCGCACUUUCCCUACGGCCCACAGGACCCCAAACCUUUCCACGUCACCAAUCAGUCGCCGACGACCUACGCAGGCCACGCAUCGCCGAGGACUUCGCUCCAUGACAUACAGUCCAGCGCCCGCUUCAACGGGGCACCCACUCGCCAGGAAAACCGACUGGCACACAACCCGAAUGCCACGGAGGCCUUUGCACCGUCCGCCUCACCUUUCCGCCAGGGACACGGGAGGCUGCAGGAGACCAAUGCAACAGAGGGAAUUGCAACAGCAUCCAUGCUUUCUUUCUUCGACUUCGCUUCGGACUUCGACUUGGAAGCGCCUUGUCCUCAGGGUCGAGUGGGUGCAUCUCCGUCGUGGUCUUUGGUAACGGACUCAGCUGGUUCAUCCCAUCAUCGUAACACUAAAAAAAAUACAAAAGAAAGUAAAUACGACUGGGAGGAAGAAGAGAAAGAGGGGGAGAAGAACAAGAUAGAGGGAGUGACAACGAAAAGGUGGAAACAGACGGUAGUCAAAGAGGAGAAAGAAGAGCCAGCGAAAGAGAGAAGAGGGAAAAACGAAGAAAAUCGGAAGUCACCGUUCGAAUCGGGAGAUGGCAGGGAAUGCAAGAAUAGGAAAUUCAUUGACGUGAAUGCAAGAGAUAGAUACGGAGACACACUACUACACUACGCCGUCCGGAAAGGCGAUUCCCUGGCCGUGGCGUGGCUCGUUUCCCAGGGCGCUGACGUCAACCAGCAAGCACAGCUGAGUGGUGACACCCCCCUCCACCUCGCCGUGAAGUAUGACAUGCGUGUGGUGCUCAGAGUGCUGCUAGAUUUGGAAAACCUUGACCUGCACGUAAAGAAUGACGCAGGUCAGACCUUUCUUGACGUCCUGCAGCCUGACUCAUCUGUUUUGCAGGACGUGCUGGGGCAUGCGAGAACGCGCAAAAUGAGCUUGCAAGUCUGUUUUUCGGACGCUUCCCUCGAGGACACGCCUGUGCCUGGUGGACAUCUUGAACAGCAACGCGGCGACAUCAGCCACACAAAAUCCACUUCCCAGACGGACUCGUUAAAUGAGCCGAGAGACGAAGCGAGAGGCGAAGAGAAGAACGAGAAGGAAGGGGAGGAAGGGGAAUCGAGGGAGAGGCGGAAAGAAACGCCUCAAAUCAAUCUUUGGUACUACAUGUUUCUCCCGAUUUUCCUCGCUUACUGCUAUUCCGUGGUGUCGUAUUGGUCUAAGGAGGACUUGGGAUGACGCCUUGGGAUGAUGGUGAUGGUGAUGAUGGUGGUACUGGUGGUGGAGAAUAUGGAAUAUAUCAGAACUUAUACAGUUUUCCAAUCAAAAUGUUGUUGCUAGUUA
This is a messenger RNA of Penaeus indicus, 2961 nucleotides long. RefSeq lists its product as uncharacterized. Gene Ontology annotation, biological process: regulation of DNA-templated transcription. The record is from RefSeq and is a predicted model, not a curated record. The transcript has 15 exons. Bases 1 to 2856 code for a protein of 951 amino acids. Gene Ontology annotation, cellular component: cytoplasm. Lineage: Eukaryota; Metazoa; Arthropoda; Malacostraca; Decapoda; Penaeidae. Gene Ontology annotation, molecular function: protein binding; DNA-binding transcription factor activity, RNA polymerase II-specific; RNA polymerase II cis-regulatory region sequence-specific DNA binding.